Messenger RNA from Solea solea (common sole), 9445 nucleotides. It is a transcript of the gene lrp8, whose product is annotated as low density lipoprotein receptor-related protein 8, apolipoprotein e receptor. NCBI's taxonomy places the organism in Eukaryota, Metazoa, Chordata, Actinopteri, Pleuronectiformes, Soleidae. Gene Ontology annotation, molecular function: calcium ion binding; protein binding. Bases 147 to 3173 code for a protein of 1008 amino acids. The transcript has 18 exons. The record is from RefSeq and is a predicted model, not a curated record.
CACUCAGAGCUCAGGCUCAGACUGAGGGACAGAGAGCGACUCACACACACAGAGAGAGACAGAGACAGAGACAGAGAGAGCGAUAGAGAAAGAGAUUCGGGGAUAAUUCAGUGGUUUUCCCUCGCGCAGCACCCACGGAUCUAAAGAUGUGGAGAGAAUUCGGGAAGCUUGUGCUGUUACAUUUGUUACUCAUGGAGCUCCACUGCGCUAAAGGAACUCAUACGGAGUCGGAGUGUGAAGCUGGACAGUUCCAGUGCAACAACGGUCGGUGCAUCCCAACCCUGUGGAGAUGCGACGACGACGACGACUGCUCGGACAGCAGCGACGAGGAGAACUGUCCAAAGAAGACAUGUGCGACCACGGACUUUGCCUGUAAGAAUGGACAGUGCGUUCCCGCUAGGUGGCGCUGCGAUGGAGAGCCGGAGUGCGCAGACGGUUCGGACGAGGCUGAUGCAAUCUGCAGCCGACAGACCUGUCUGCCAGGGAAGUUUGAUUGCGGAGGGGCUGUCAGCAAAUGUGUUUCGUUGUCAUGGCGAUGCGAUGGAGAGAGGGACUGUGAAAACGGUGCAGAUGAGGAGCAGUGUGCUGCAGAUUCCAAGGCCUGCCCCCCCAAAUAUUUCCAGUGCCGUAACGGCAAGUGUCUGGCACCCAUCUUUGUGUGCGAUGGCGACGAUGACUGUGGGGACAGCAGCGACGAGGAGAAGUGCUCUACUCCCACCUGUGGUCAGCAGGAGUUCCGUUGCAACGACUCGGAGUGCAUCCCUGCCCUGUGGAGCUGUGACGGCGACCCGGACUGCAAGGACAAGUCGGAUGAAUCCAUGGAGCGCUGCAGCAGAAGGACGGAGCCCCAGAAACCUCGCUGCCCACAGGGCGAGUUCCAGUGUGGGAGUGGGGAGUGUGUCCACAUGAACUGGAAGUGUGAUGGAGAUGCAGACUGCAAGGAUAAAUCCGAUGAAGCAAACUGUGCCCUACUUACAUGUCGGCCUGAUGAGUUCCAGUGUGGUGAUGGCUCCUGUAUCCAUGGCACCAAACAGUGUAAUAAAGUUCAUGACUGUCCGGACUACAGUGAUGAAGCUGGCUGUGUUAACGUCACCAAGUGUGACGGGCCAAGAAAGUUCCGCUGUAAGAAUGGGGAGUGUAUCGACAGCAGCAAGGUGUGCGAUAAUGUGAAGGACUGCAAGGACUGGUCUGAUGAACCCAUGAAGGAGUGUGGCAUGAACGAGUGCACAGACAACAACGGCGGCUGCUCCCACAUCUGCAGGGACCGAAGAAUCGGUUACGAGUGUGACUGUCCUUCCGGGUACAAACUCCUGGACAAAAAGACUUGUGGAGAUAUAGAUGAAUGUGAAAACCCAGACGCGUGCAGUCAGAUCUGCAUCAACUACAAAGGCGAUUACAAGUGCGAGUGCUACGAAGGCUACGAGAUGGACCCCGCUUCGAAGACCUGCAAGGCUGUGGGAAAAAGUCCAUACCUGAUGUUCACAAACCGCCACGAGAUCUGUCGCAUAGACCUGCUGAAGAGUGCAUACACGCAAGUGGUUCCCACACUAAAAAAUGCUGUGGCCCUGGAUGUAGACGUUUCCAUCAACAAGAUGUUUUGGUGUGAUUUAUAUCAUCGUAAAAUAUACAGUGCUUACAUCAACAAGGCCAGUGACGCAUCGCAGCAGGUGACGCUCAUCGACUCUCUCGACUCCCCCGAGGGCCUCGCAGUCGACUGGGUCCAUAAGAACAUCUACUGGACCGACUCUGGCAACAAGAGCAUCUCAGUUGCCACGGGAGACGGCAUGAAGAGGAAAGUGCUGAUAGCCACUGAGCUGAGUGAGCCACGGGCCAUCGCAGUGGAUCCACACCAAGGGUUUAUGUACUGGUCAGACUGGGGAGGUCAAGCCAAAAUUGAGAAGGCUGGGAUGAAUGGAGUGGACCGUCAAGUUCUGGUGUCUGAACACAUUGAGUGGCCCAAUGGAAUCACCCUGGACUUGUCCAACAGGCGUCUGUACUGGGUGGACUCCAAGCUGCACCUGCUGUCCAGCGUGGAUCUGAAUGGAGAUAACCGCCGAGUGCUGCUGUCCUCCCAUCAUCACCUGGGACACCCGUUUGCCCUCACUGUGUUUGAGGAUCACAUAUAUUGGACAGACUUGGAGGACGAAGCCAUAUACAGUGUCAACCGACUGACGGGACACGAUGUCUCAAAGGUGGCGGAGCACCUCAACAACCCGCUGGACCUCAUCGUGUUUCACGAGCAGAGGCAGCCAAAGGCCCCAGACACGUGUAAUAUGGGGAGUCUGCCCAACGGUGGCUGUGAGUAUCUCUGUCUGAAGGCCCCUCAGAUCACAGACCACUCCCCCAAGUACACGUGUGCCUGUCCUGAUGGCAUGGAACUAGGACCGGACAUGAGGCGCUGUGCUAUAGUUCGAGCCAGAGCAACCACAACAGCUGCUCCGACCACCACAACUCCCACCACAACUCCCACCACAACCACCACCAGCACAACAACUACCACAACGGUAACCACCACCACCACACCUCCCCCUACCACCACCGCCACCACUGUGACGAGCACCACCGGCACCUCUGCAGCGACCACUCUCAGACCCACAGCCAGACGCCCGAUGACAACGGCCUCUCCUCAGAUCCCCAGAAGAACGACCACUCCGCACACUCGCACCUCCGCCGCCACGGGAAGAGAGGCGACCAGUCUCAGCAGCACAAUUCUGACGUCGACCACCACCCACGCGCCUCUGCUCGGCCCAGUGGCCCCAAACAGCAUUCAGAGAGAGAGCAAUGGCAACCUCUCCCAUAGAGCUUCAAGUGAUCACUAUCUGAUAGGCAACAACAUCACGGUAGCUGUUCUGGGGAUAGUCAUUCCUAUUGUCCCUAUCCUUGCCACAGUGGUCAUCGGAUUACUCUGCACCGGUGGUUACCUGGUGUGGCGCAACUGGCGGCGCAAGAACACCAAAAGCAUGAAUUUCGACAACCCCGUCUACCGCAAGACCACGGAGGACGACGACGACGAGAUCCACAUCGGCCGAAACAGCGACUCCAUCGGCCACAUCUACCCUGCAGUGAGUGGCAGCCACAGUCAGCCGUUCAUAGCACUUCCUCUAGGGGGCGGCAUCACAGACAGCAACUCUCACUGGUACUCGGGCGCGCCGAUGCUCUCCAGCGGCAAAUGAGAGGAUCUGCGGGAGAAAGGAAGGAGAUUUUUUUUGGGAUAUCUGAGAUUUGGGAGGAUCUGCAGUUUGUUGUUACAUGUAGGCCUGUUUUAAAAAAAAAUGUUCACACAUCACAUUUACCGAGAUCAUUGAAACCUACAAGCAUACACGCUCUUCACUACUGCACAGCGUUCACCUCAUUCACCUUCAUCGUCCAUAGUCCUACAGACAUUUAUCAACGCCCCGUCCUUGUCGCCAACCUGGCAUCCCAUUUAUUUAAACAUUGUGUUCCUUUUUUGCGGUUGUGGGAGCGUUUGUCCUCUUUCUUGGAGACAAACUCGCCACAUAGGCACAUCUCACCUUUUGUUUACAGAAACAGCUGAUGCAGAGGUAAAGUCUGUGUGCCACAUGGAAGGCAGCGUGCUUGUCAGAGAGGAGGAGUUUCUCUGUUGUUUUUGUUGCUGCUAAAAUGAUAACAAAUGGCCAUCCAUGCAUUAGUGAGCCAGUGGGAGCUCGGAUAAUAAACGUAAGCCACUGCAGCGGCAUCUGUUUAUAGAAGAGUGUUGAAACAUGCUAUAGGAUCGCUAGAAAAGCAUACAGGGAGGACAGUAAAGCACGGGACUGACUUCGUUUUAGAAGAGCACUGUAACGCCACGACUAGAGCUGCAGCUAACAAUUAUUUUCAUUAUCGAUUGUUUGGUCCGUAAAAUGUCAGAAGACGUUCUCAACUGUCUUGUUUUGUCCACGAACCAAAAUGAUUCACUUUUAAUGAUUUAUUCAUUAUAUGGAGCAAAGAAAUGAAGAAUAUAUUCACAUUUAAGAAGCUGAAACCUCAGAAACCUUGUUUUAAUAAUGAAGAAAAGCUUCAAACCAAUGAAUCCAUUGCCAAAAUAGAUUGAUCAAUGGAUUCAUCGAGUAAUUUCAGUAGUUUCAGCUCUAGCCAUGACAUUGCCAUGAUGUGAAGUUUAUAUUUAUAUCAUCCCUUAAGUAGUACUCUAAAAAUAAAAAAUGGGAGCAUAAAUCAGAAACAAGGACAGUAAUCGGUAGACGUAAGGUCAUAUUUUGUUUUUGUUUUUUUUUAUGUUUGAGUGGUUGCACAGAAAUGUGAGGACUGCCCUGUUGAUUUCUCUUUGAUAUAGAUGCAUUCUUAAGAAUCGAUAUCACAGCGCACAUAGCUGCAUACAGUCUUCUAGAAACGUGGCGGGACAGUGCCGGCUGCAGCCGCACUCGAAUGUGUUUUAAAUGUCGAGGCCACAUGUUAUUGGGACACUUGUGACAUUUACCCCAGCGAGUUUGUUGCUUUUUGGUAUGGCUGAGCGAGCAGGGAAGGGCAGCUAAAUGAAUUACAAGGGGGAUGGGAGAGAGAGCGCUUUGAUCGGUUGGCAUGGUAACACAGAUUUCUUUGUGGUGCUCCGUGGAGAAAGGAGGCAAAGAAUUCUGGGUAUCACUGGCAUGAUCACAGAAGAGACACACACACACACACACACACUAAACAGGUACCAACAGGAGUUGUAUUAAGAUUCAAGGUUGAAGUAACAACUGCUCCUCACUGAUAGUAAACAGAGGACUGUACUCUGGUCUCUAUAUUCUAUUAUUUGCUUCUUUACAAAGAAGUAAAUAAUAGAACUUUUUCUUUUUCUUUUUUCCCCCCUCUUAUUUCUUUUCCUUUCCUGUCCUUUUCUUUUGGUCACAAUGUGGUAACUCAGACAGAGGAAUCAUAAGCGUCCGUGCUGCAUUCCCAGCACAGAAACGGCCAUUAAAGGAGGUGGUGACAAAGAGGUAAAUUGGAAAGAGGGAAAAAAAGGAAGGUCAGGGUAAGUGAGGAGGAGGAGGAGGAGAAAGAAACUACAUUCCUUGAGUCCUGCCGAGCUUUUAAUCUGUCCCUUAUAUCGCCUCUGUUUUCCCUACCAGUCGUCUUUCUUUCUUUCUUUCUUUCUUUCUUUCUUCCCUCUCCCUCUUUCACCAGCCUGCUGUGGUAACAGUGUUUUUAUCUGCUGUUUGCAGCGUGUGGCUCUCAGUCUGGAGGAUGAUGGUUAUCCCUGAGGGGUGGGAUGCAGGCCUGCCCUCCCCCCAGUCCCCAUCCAGGCCCCUCCUCUCACCGCAGCAAUGAGGCCAGUGCAACGCAGAGGAGAAAGAGAAGGAGCAGGGGUGACAUGUACACAUCAUACUUCUUCCACUGGAUUAAUAUCACUACCACGACUAGCAACUCUACUCACUUCCUUCAGUGCUAGUUGUUAGUGCUAGUAACCUCUGCUCCUCUCCUCUCCUCUCGUCUCUCUGCCUCUUGUUAGUAGUAGUGGUUUAUGAAAGGCUGCUUAAUGAUUUCAUCCGAACUAACCUUAUUUGACUGUCUCAGUGCACGUUGUAAAUAGAGGGCUGUUUGGUCACUGUACAAGGGGGGAAAAAGCCAGCUUGCGUUUCCUUUAAUUUCUCAGACUGGUUAUUUAUUUGUCUGUUUUUGCUGUUGUAAAUAUGCACUCGGCGUCUGUGAGAGCUGAUUUGUUCACGUCUGCAGGAGCUCAUGGUGAUAGAUUCCCGCAGUUCCCUGCGUCGACAAGACACACAUGUCGUCCUUGUUCACACUCGCAGUCUUUCACAUUUGCUCCCCAACAUAACUUUGUUUGUGGAGGGUAUAAAUGUAGCCAAGGGCGGAGAGGGGACAAACAAAUGAUGGGUGGUGUCUCCAUAUGUGGAGGUGAAUUUGGGGUGGAAAGAGUGAGGCGGGACGCAGGACUGGGAGGAUUUGUGCCAGUGGAGGACGCUGCCUCGAGGCAACAAGCAUCUGGGCAGAGAAGGCAAAGGAUUGUGGGUAAUCCUCUUCCACGAUACCAGGUAUCGACGAAUACAGUUGAUACAGAACUUGAAUUUGAUCAUUUGUGCAGAGUUGCUUUUUUUGUUUGUGUUUGCUACUGUCAGUUUCACUUGGCCUUUUUGAGCCACAAUAUGAAUCGUAAUAUAAAUGAAGAUGAUUUAAAAAACUAAUAUUAAUGAACAUCAGCUUAGGGAACAUCAGCUGGUUCCUAAGAUAUAUCCUCACACAGGAAACGGUGAAAACACUGCAUUGUAUAAAGCUAUAGUCUUUUCCGUGCUGCUCUUUAACAUCGUCGUCCUUUUCAUUUUCCAAUCACUUGACCUUAGUUUUAGACGAUGAAUGCAUUUUAAAAUAUCAGCCUGGGUUUCAGGAGAUUCACACCACUGGCUUUGGUGAUUCAGAGCCUGAUCACUGCCACGUAUUUUUUUUUUUUUUCUUUAUUAACUUAGCUGUGUGUUUUGUGGAUGAGUCAGUGUUGAAAGAAAAGCCCACAUUUUAGAAGAAAUCACUUCCCCGCUGUCACUGACUGCUGAACGCAGUCGUGUGAGUGUCGCGCUCUUUUUGGACGAACAGAUGACAAAUUUGCAGAGGCUGAUUAAGCUGAUGUGAAAGCUGUGUGGAGAUGAGACGUGUGAAGCGGCAUUAAGGACUGAUCUCUCCACUGAAUCACCACAGACGAGCUUCCAGCCCAUUCAACCAGACGGAAUAAUGCGCCCGCUCCCUGAAUAUUGUAAUAAUUGCUCAUAAUGUGUUGUAGUAGUGAAUUACCAGACGCUGCUAUAUCAUGGCCAUUUUACAAUUGUAGUCUCAAUUGGGGGCAUUUUGAUUAUGUCAAGAACACUUAUAAUAUAAUUUUGUAUUAUUAUUAUUAUUAUUGUUAUUCUUAUGUUUAAUUACAAACCUCACUUGUCUUCCAUUCUUAGUAUAAGAAAUCUGACUAAUGUUAAUGGAAUACUUCACCUCUUUGUAUUACUAGAAUAGGGGUAGUAUUUCAGGGGUAGCACUGAAUUUAAAGUGCUGAUGUCCUGCUGCAGCAUUCUGGCUCUCGCCCCUCUCGCAGAAAGACGGCGUUCACCUCAGUUUACGAUGCACAGCUGUGGAGAUGAAGUGUAGGUGGUGAGUGACAUGCGGAGGUAAAUAGUCUUCAAAGCCAUCCACUGUCUCACUAAAGACUCACUAACGUGAGCGCGAGGAGGGGAAGCCGGCUCUCCCUUCAUCUUUACUUUGUUCUGAUGAAGUAAAAUAAAACAUAUUACACGGUGGACAGACUGUGACUCAGCUCAUACACGGUUUUCUUUCUUAAGCAGGAUUUAGAUUUAGACAUGCCUGGGAACAGUUUAAGGGGCAUGUCUCUAUUUCGGCAUAAACUGCGGUCAUUUUGAGUAUCAGAAUAUCAGGAUAUUCUUCAAAUAAACCCCAGCCUGAAGGUCGGAAGAUGUUCUUGAAAGAUUUCCCAAGAAAGAUAUAUAUAUAUAUGUGUGAAUUUGAAAUGAAUGAAAUGACAAACCUGCCGCUAGAUUGAACCCUGGACUGAGUCACUACUGUGACAGCGCACUUUCUUUCAUGUUCAUGUUCAUGUUCGCUCCAGGUCUAAUGGAGCUCUGUACCGAGGCUUCGGAGGUAGUCGAGAAUAAAUUGACGCGGCAGUGUAGAAGUUAUUAUUGCUACAGUGUGGGAGACAUAUUGGCUGAUCCACUUUGUGGCCACCUUGAGAGCACUGAAGGGCGCACGGGGAAGAAUUCGCGAGAGAUUCCUCCGUCGCUCACGGCGUAGUGAAGGUUGCAGUUGUGCUGGUGCAGACGACCGUGUGCCGCUGUCUGGGCUUCUGCUGUGUUGCUGUGCGUAUUUACUUAUUAAUAAUAAUAAUAAUAAUAAUAAUAAUGCUCCAAUAUCAUUGUUUUACAAAAGGUCAACCUUAUAAGGCCUCACUUAUGUGUGUACGUGUAUUUGUUACCUCUUUUCUGGCGUAAACACUGACCUUGUCGGGACCAAGGAGACGCAAAUCUGGUCUUAAUGAGGCAGGAACUGGUUUUAAGGGCCAAGAUUUGAAUUGUGUGUGUGUGUGUGUGUGUGUGUGUGUGUGUGUGUGUGUGUGUGUCACCAGGUCAGUUGAUGUGUUUUUUUUGUUCAUCAUCUACUGAUUCAGUCUUUGAGUAUUAUAAUGUAGCACUUGCUAGUUUCCAUGAAUCCACAUGAAACAGGGAUUGUGUCUGUGUUGAAGUGAAGCGAUUUAUUAUUUACAACAACCUCCGUGGGCAUUCACACAUCACUCCGUUAAAAACAGGGUGUAAAGUUGUUCUUCUUGCAGAGACUGCUUAUUUAAUUUCACUAACUGAUAAAAGCUUGACAGUAAAUAAUUUAGGUCGAGGACAAAGUCAUGGCGUACGUUUAAAACUUUAUGUUCUAAAUUUACUAUCAGUGAAACUAAAUGACCACAUAAUCACUUAUUUUAGUUUAUAUGUGAUGUUUUAUUGACUCAGAAACACUCAUUUGUCCAUGUAUAUAUUUUAAAUCAGAGGGGAAAUGGUUGAGAUAUUUGAGUUUGAUAAGAAUUGUGAGCCCAUUUGAUUGAUUUUGCCUCAUGUUGUUUCUGCUCAAGAUUAAAGGGUGAUUUCACUAUGUGUGAUCACGAUGAGAUUUUUUGUCUAGGAUGCACGAGGUGCACCUGUUGAAGGACAUUUUUUCUUCUUAUUUUUCUGUUUUCUUAACAUUUAAGUCUUAAUUUUAAUGGUAUAAAGUUAUCUGGAUGUUGAGCUACUCCCAACACAUCCUAGUGCACGCUGCAACUUGCUUCUCAAUAAGUCAGACUAAUCUGUCAACUAAACUGAUCAAAGCGAACGCUAACAUUCCUAAUAACCUGGUAUCUUGUGUAGUUGUUCCCUGAUUUGUGCUUAACUGUCUUCCUUCUGUGCAUUCGUCUAAUACCAGUCUUUGUCUGCUCAGAACAUUUCUUUCACCUCUUCCCACUCUCAUGCAUGAUAUAAAACACAUUUUCAACAUAUUUCAUCUUCAUCACCAUCAACACAUUUCUUUUGGCAAGGGCUAUCAGUCUACACACACACACACACACACACAAGGGGAAAAAAACCACUGGAGGAAAUAAACUGGAAAUUUGAAAACUAACAAGGAAAACCCUGGAGCUGAGAGAGGGGAAAAAAAAAAGUGAACCAGCAAACAGGCAAUAGAGCGUGCUCAGCCAGGAGAGGCUGCUCCCCCCUCCUCCUCCUCCUCCUCCUCGCCUCCGGCUACAGUUUGGACCAUCAUUGACUCGACUCGGCUGGCAUUUAACUCUUGUUGACCCAGUGACUUUCCUUCACCAACUGGUUUCUUAUAUAUUAUCAUGUGGGGUUUUUUUGCGCUGUAAGUCUGUGAUUUGUAGUUUUUUCUUUUUCCUAACCAAACUAUUCCCAUUUUUCAUAUUUGAUCUACACGAUGUUGUCUUUUUGAAUAAUUCUGUCGCCUACAUUGGAGGGAGGGAGGG